ACAAUUUCACGAUGCGCUAGCGAUGAAAUUCUUGGCCCAUUAUUUGAACAUUAUUUAGCUGUCCUUUUUGAUUUAGAAGUAACUUUUCCAUUACCUAUGGAAACCACUGGGGAUUCGAACGCAGUGCAAACGAGUGAAGAACCAGACAAUAUGCAGGUUGAAGAUGAUCUAAAUAGUGAUGAUCAAAAUGGUUCCCAAUAUAAUGACAACAAAUUACAAAAUUCAUCGAUUAAAAGGAAGCCCGAAACUAAAGAUACUAAAGAAAUCAGAGAAUUAUGGAAACAAAAAUUAGAAGACAUGUAUUAUAAUUCGAUUUAUGAUGAAAAAAACAUUAAAGGAAUAAAAGAAUUGUGA
This is a messenger RNA of Racocetra fulgida, 354 nucleotides long. The record is from the annotation of a GenBank genome assembly. Lineage: Eukaryota; Fungi; Glomeromycota; Glomeromycetes; Diversisporales; Gigasporaceae.